This is a messenger RNA of Babesia ovata, 894 nucleotides long. Its product is annotated as ribosomal protein RPS20. Gene Ontology annotation, biological process: translation; N-terminal protein amino acid acetylation. The coding region runs from base 1 to 894 and encodes 297 amino acids. NCBI's taxonomy places the organism in Eukaryota, Apicomplexa, Aconoidasida, Piroplasmida, Babesiidae. Gene Ontology annotation, molecular function: structural constituent of ribosome; protein-N-terminal amino-acid acetyltransferase activity. The transcript has 5 exons. Gene Ontology annotation, cellular component: NatA complex; ribosome. The record is from RefSeq and is a predicted model, not a curated record.
AUGGAGGACGUCGCAGCAAAGGAUUUUAAGGCUCACGGAGACCACGACGAUGGCAAUCGCAUCCACAAAAUCCGCGUCACCCUUACCUCGAUGAACCUCAAGGCCAUUGAAAAGGCCUGCAAGGAACUCAUCAAUGGUGCUAAGGAAAAGGACCUCAGGGUUAUGGGCCCCGUCAGGAUGCCGGUAAGGACCCUUAGGAUUACCACCCGCAAAUCCCCCGUCGGAGAAGGUUCCAGGCUCGCGUGUACAAACGCGUCAUCAGCCUCCACUCGUCCAGCGAGUCGGCACGUUGGAUUGCAACCUGGUCAACCUCAUGGAGAACUAUACGAUGGAUUACUACUUCUACCACCUCCUCUCUUGGCCGCAACUAACCCACGUUGCAGUAGGACCCAAUGGCAACGUCUGCGGCUAUGCCAUGGCAAAACUGUAGGGAGCGCUGACGUAGUGUAUAUCAGUUGCAGGGAGGACGACAUCGAAAGGGCGGGGCAUCUCACCUCGGUUAGCGUGCUGAGGUCUUACCGGUCGAUGGGAAUAGCGCACAAUGUUAUAAAGCAAGGGCGUGAGUUGAAAUGCACAAAGUUACAACUGCUUCCAGACACAGCCAUGGAUGCGGUCUAUUUAUGCGAGGCAGUCUAUCUAUUUGUGCGCGUUAGUAAUUGGGCUGCAUACACCAUGUACAAGCACAAGCUGGGAUACAGCGUAGACGAGGUCAUAAGAGAAUAUUUCCAAGACAAGGAGGAUGCAUUCUCUAUGAAACACGUUCUCCCACUGGGUAAGCCCGUAGGUCCUCGUCUCACACCUCCUCAGGGCGGGAACGGAAGAAGACAUCCACCAGGGCCCAAGCCGUCACAGCAUAGGCCUAAGACACCACAUAAUCUUCCGCGUAACAAAUAG